Manis pentadactyla (Chinese pangolin) is the source of this 960-nucleotide messenger RNA. RefSeq names its product olfactory receptor 4C15-like. Gene Ontology annotation, molecular function: olfactory receptor activity; G protein-coupled receptor activity. Gene Ontology annotation, cellular component: membrane. The transcript has a single exon. Gene Ontology annotation, biological process: G protein-coupled receptor signaling pathway. The record is from RefSeq and is a predicted model, not a curated record. Lineage: Eukaryota; Metazoa; Chordata; Mammalia; Pholidota; Manidae. The coding region runs from base 25 to 960 and encodes 311 amino acids.
GCUUUUAGCUUUACCUUGGAGAUAAUGCAAAAUCAAAGUUUUGUAACUGAAUUUGUCCUCCUGGGGCUUUCCCAGGAUCCCAAUGUCCAGAAAAUAGUGUUUGUUGUUUUCUUGGUCAGCUACUUUGCAACUGCUGGGGGCAACCUGCUUAUUGUGGCAACUAUCAUCAGCAGUCCGACACUCCUUGGCUCCCCCAUGUACUACUUCUUGGCUUUCCUGUCCUUCCUGGAUGCAUGCUUCUCCACUGUCAUUGCCCCAAAGAUGAUUGUGGACUCUCUCUAUGAAAGGAAAACCAUCUCCUUUGAAGGCUGCAUGACCCAGCUCUUUGCUGAACACUUUUUUGCUGGGGUGGAGGUGAUUGUCCUCAUGGCCAUGGCCUUUGACCGUGAUGUGGCCAUCUGCAAACCCUUGCACUACUCUUCUGUCAUGAACUGGCGGCUCUGUGGCAUUCUGAUGGCUGUAGCCUGGACAGGGGGCUUCCUACAUUCCAUGAUACAAAUUCUCUUUACUUUCCAGCUGCCUUUCUGUGGCCCCAAUGUCAUUGAUCACUUCAUGUGUGACUUGUACCCAUUACUGGAGCUUGCCUGCACUGAUACUCAUAUAUUUGGCCUCUUGGUAGUCACCAACAGUGGGUUCAUUUGCAUGAUAAUCUUCUCUUUGUUGCUUGUCUCCUAUGGUGUCAUCUUGCUCUCUUUGAGAGCCUAUAGUACUGAAGGCCAAUGGAAAGCUCUCUCCACCUGCGGAUCUCACAUUGCUGCUGUGGCUUUGUUCUUUGUCCCAUGCAUAUUUGUAUAUGCACGACCCUCAACUGCUUCCUCCUUUGACAAAAUGGUGGCAAUAUUUUACACCAUCCUAACUCCAUUACUUAACCCUUUGAUUUACACUUUCAGGAAUAAGGAAGUGAAAAAUGCCAUGAGGAAAGUAUGGAACAGAAAAAUGGUGGUUUCUAAUAAAAAAUAA